AUGGAAGGAUUUUGCAGAGGCUGCCUUAUAAAAUACAAUGAUCCAAUGGAGCUACUACAGUAUACAGAGAAAUAUAGACGACUGUUUGUGUACUCCACUGGGUUACAGGUGAAAAGAAAUGACACAUUCACAUUCCAACUAUGUAAGGAUUGUUUCCUGAAUAUGAAGCAAGCUUGCAAGUUUAAAAAACAAUGUAGAACUUCAGACAAGCAAUUUAAGAACUACAAAGUGCUAAAAGAUGUAGGAGACCCCAUAGAUUUCUGUACAUUCCUUAAAAACUGUGAUGAUGCUUUGACAUUCCGGCUGCCAUUAACAAGUGGGAAUAGUACUCCAGCUACACAAAAAAGAGACGAUGACAAUGAGUCAACAUGCACAAGUAUACGAAACUUCAUGACGGACAUCCUACAAGGAGAAGAGAUGCCCGACACGGAGGCUCGGAUUAUCAGAGAGGUCAUUGAAGAAGAGGCUGAUGUGCUGGAAGACUCACUGGAUUCCCACUGGCUCCAGGAUGAUGUGUCUAUUGAUACGGACUUCAGAUUGGAUUUUAGUUUCAGUCCAUUUUCAACACCUCGGUCUGUAAAUAACGAUCAUUGCUACACACCUAAAAAGUAUGUUGAGCAAAAAGAACAAAUCAGCUUUGAAACUGUAAAUACGGAGAAGCAAACUAAAAUACUCAACGACUUUACAAAAGCUUUCCAAAAUGACCAAAAUAUUAAAGAUCCUGACAGUUUUGAAAACAAAGUUAUGGAGAAACCAGAAAGUUUUAAUAGUCUAAAAGAGUUUUAUCCUUUUGCGACUAAGGAACCCAUAGUUAAUGUUGAUCCUGUACAAUCAGCAAAUGAACAAUUUAAAAGCAGUAAAGCCAUUAAAGAUAUCACCAGUUUUGGAACUAAAGAAAUGUCCACUAAAGAGAUCGAACUAAAAAGAACGUUUGCAAGCAAACAUCUGAAAGAACUAUGCGAUUUUAGCUUAGAUAGUAUAGAAAAGCCGGACAGCAAUAAAAACGAUAGUUUAAAAGAAUUAUGUGACAUGACUUUAAAUGAAUUUGGUCAAGUAAAAUUAGAAAAUGAUGCAAAGAAUGACGAGAAACUGAUAAGUGAUUUUAGUAUAGAUGAAAUUGAUGGUCUUGAUAAAUCAGUGAGCAAUUUGGAUCUACCAUCAUUAGAUUACUCAGAUAAAGAUAGAACGAGUAGCAUGAAUUUUUAUACAGAAAAUUUGGGCUCAUUGAAAUCAAGUAACGAAAUGAGUAAUAGCAGUAUUAACAUUGAAGCCUUAUUGAAGGACAAACCAUGUACGAUAGACAGGAACUUAGAAGAAGCGCUAAAGAAUCCGGACAAUAAAGAAUUUUCUCUGGAUGAGCUACUUGUUUCUCCACCAGUAUUCCAAAAAACAUCAGCAGCAUCAACACCAACAAUUAAUAAUAUACUUUUUAAUGUGAAACUCGAACUACCUGAAGCUGAUGUGAACACCAAUAAGACAGUAGGACAAUGUAUAGAACCAUACGACAAUGUCCAAGGUGAUAUCGAAAUAUUUGAAGAAUUCUUCCGAAAUGACACUAAGGAAUUUGACAUUGAUGAUAUUAAAAGAGCUAAUGUAGAUGCUAAAGAACAACGGAAAAGAGACUCACAGUUGAUUAGUAUUAAAGUCGAAAAUGAAGAUUCAAAUGAUAUGGACUUUGUUGAAACUACAACACAUAAAGAUAAUAAACAAAUUGAGAAUAAUGAAGAAAUAAUUCAACUAACUGUUGAAGAAAGUGAAGAGGAUAAUAAAUCAAUAAAUAUAGACCCAAAGUUAAUUCGUAUUAAAUUCGAGAAUGAAGAUACUACCGACAUGGACUUUGAAAUGGGAAUAAGUAAAGAAAAUAAACCAAUAGAGAAUGAGAAAACGAUAAAUGAUAAAGAAAAAAUUCCACAAGCUCUUGAAGAUGGUGCAGAAAAGGAGAAAUCGCACUGUGAAUCGUGCAACAAACAAUUUAAAAAUGCCAAAGCUCUAAGUAUUCAUAUGACCAAAAUACAUGGGCAAGCGAAAAAGAAAGCAUCAAUGAAUAAAAAUCCCGUCCUAUGUAGUGAAUGUGGAUUGGAGAUGCACGACAAGUCAAAUUUUAAAAGACAUUUGAGAGUUUGUUCGAAACCUAAGGUCGAAUUUAAUUGUGCAAUUUGCGGAGAAUCGUUUUCUUCACGAAGUAAACUGAAGAAGCAUAGGAGUGUCCAUUCUAUAAAUACAACUAGGAAAUCUCAAAAACAAUAUAUUUGUUCAGUUUGCAAUGUGAUGAUGCAUAAACGCAACAACUUUAUUCUGCAUAUAAGAAGGCACGAAAAGAUGUAUUCCACAAAAUGCAAAGAGUGUGGCAGAGGUUUCUACAGACAUUCAGAUUUGAAGGUUCACAUGAGACAACACACAGGUGAAACACCAUUUAAGUGUAUUUACUGUGAUUAUACAUUUACCCGGCAAGAUGUGUUGAGCAGGCACAUGAAAAUUCAUUUGGGUGUUAUGAAAUACGAAUGCGACACGUGUGGUCAGAAAUUCAAAAGGAAGUAUGAUGUAUACCUACAUAUUUUAAAGGAGAAAAAAUGCACACUGAAACGAAACGGAAAAAUUAAAAAAAUAGUAGAGAAGAAAUUGGUAAAAGAAGCAGCCAAAGAAGUGGUAAAAUCAGAUAAUAAAAUUACUGUAUUAUAUGCUGUAGGAGCUAACGAAACUAUAAAAAAGGAGCUACCAUUUUUGGAAACUGAAUUGAGUAAUUAA
Molecule: messenger RNA, 2745 nt
Organism: Spodoptera littoralis (African cotton leafworm)
Lineage: Eukaryota; Metazoa; Arthropoda; Insecta; Lepidoptera; Noctuidae
Source: the annotation of a GenBank genome assembly